This is a messenger RNA of Anopheles nili, 4101 nucleotides long. RefSeq lists its product as uncharacterized. Gene Ontology annotation, cellular component: membrane. Lineage: Eukaryota; Metazoa; Arthropoda; Insecta; Diptera; Culicidae. Gene Ontology annotation, biological process: sodium ion transmembrane transport. Gene Ontology annotation, molecular function: ligand-gated sodium channel activity. Bases 1 to 3879 code for a protein of 1292 amino acids. The record is from RefSeq and is a predicted model, not a curated record. The transcript is spliced from 11 exons.
AUGGCGCUCUAUCGGUUCUCAUUCACGAAAAGUAUUCAAAAUGUGCUUGCACAGACCAGUUUGCAUGGGGUGUUUCAUCUCGUGCACAAACGAAGUACUUACGUUGAAAAAACAAUUUGGUUUGGUAUAAUUACUUUGGCAAUAACAGCCGGGUGUUAUAACGUGGGUAGUUUUUGGGUGCGCUAUUGGACGAAUCCUACGGUAAUCGCGUUAGAUCGUGAUUACCAUUUGUGGAAUACGACGUUUCCCAGCCUCACCGUUUGCUUCCAGAAGCGUUUGAGUGAACGAGCACGUGAGGAAAUGAUCGCUCGCGUUGACCCAGAACUGGCUCCAAGAUAUGCCGAAUUUCUGGACACGCUGUUGGAAAGCGAUAUCGAAAAUGUUGGCCGUUUGGCAGAAUAUGAUGAGUUUGAGGGUGUCGAUUUGAGGCAGUUACUAAAUGAGAUAACCGACCGACCGAAUGCCAUCGUCACAAUGGAAGGUGAUCUGCAAGGAGUUUUGAUAAGAUCGCUAACGGAGAUGGGAAUCUGCUACACAUUUAACACUGCAAUCGCUCAGUAUUUGAGUAUAGAUAAUUACGAUGGUGACGACAAACUGUACGAAGUUAGUGUUUUUAAUGGAGAAGCAUCGGCAACAAUUUCGAACUGCACCUCAAAUGGCAAUAUAUAUUUUCAUAGUCCUUAUGAAAUGCCAACUAUUCGAAAAUCGCUCCUGAUUGAGCGUGGCUUCUUCACAUUCACCAAGAUGGACUUUAAUGCUCUUGCGAUCACUUCAAUCCCCGCCAUUAGAAGCUUGAGCAUAAAGCAGCGCAAAUGUCGAUUUCCUCACGAAUCAAAUCUUAAAUUUUUCCCUGAAUAUUACUCGUAUGGCCUUUGCUUAUUGGAGUGUAAAUUCUAUUUGUUUCUGAAGCAUUGCGAUUGCAUUCCUUACUUUUAUCAAAUCGCAGAUCCCUCGAGGUAUUGUAAGCUUUCCCAAUUAGCCUGCGUGGAGUUAUACCAAAGCUAUAUUUCGUUUCUUACGGCGGAUGAGCUCCGGGAAAUCUUUGGCGCAUGUAAUUGUAUGAAAAACUGCGACGACGUUACAUUUACGCUUCAGCAGUAUGGAUCGACGUUCUGGUUUAAUGAUCCUGUUGUCAAAUGGAGCAUUCGUAUACCAAAAAUUCGCUACAGUCGUAGAAUUAUUUUCGACUUCAUUGAUGCCAUGGUUUCUACCGGAAGUAUCUUGGCGUUUUUCGUAGGCUUUAGCAUCUUAUCUUUGAUUGAACUUGGAUACUUUUCUAUUAGAAAUCUAUUGUUAUCAUGUUUUCGUAUUAAACUGGUGAGAAAUCUUUGCAGAAGAGCUCAAAAGAAAAUGAAAAAAGCUGGCUUUCUUAAAAUGUCGGAAUACUCAAACGAACUGGAAGUGUUCAUUGCCAAACAAAAAAGGCUAUUAGAGUUGGAUAAAGUACGAAUGGAAAGUACACAAAUAAUCAUUACUAAACAACAAGUUCGACCACGACAACAGGUGAAACCGCGAAAGGACAAUGUUCCCGACAAAGUGCAAGAACGGCGUACUGUAUCCGCUAAUAAGGUUUCUAAAGAGAUAGCUAAUUCGCAAAGAAGUAAAAAGAACAUCCCAAAAGCGUGUGACUCCCGUUUAGAAGUGACUAGUGCCCGAAUGCAUACCGCUGCACCACCACCGGUUCAAAGUGCGAUCGAUUCAGCAAAUAGUGACGCAUCAAAGAACGUGGAUAAACCAUCAGCGUUUUCCACCGAAGAACCAGCAACAACUCUAUCAUCACAGCAUGCAACACAAAAGCCUCCGCAACAGGAUGAAAUGGAACAGUGGGUCUCGGAUACGUUCUUUUCGUACUUUCCGAGUUUCAAUAAAAAGCAAAAGGAGCAGAAGACCGUCCUGUCCCGUGCGCGCCAGCAGGAGUACCAAGAGUAUUUGAAAAAUGUAAAUUUCAUUGCUAACGUGAUCCCGGAGGUGACGACGAAACACCAGCAGUACAUGCAAAAGUUCGGCAGCAAUAAACCGUCGGGGACAGUGACGGCCUCGAAUGAGAAGGGCACCGGUACAACAAGCCCACCGCCUCCAGGUGCCGGCGGACAGCAGCCGCAGGUUCGCUUCGGCAAGUCGCUGGUGGCGGAAGCGAAUGUGAACUUCCGCAAAGGUAGCCCGCGUGAGAAGUUGAUCCAAGAUUUAGCCCAUACUGAUCUGCCUACCAUUCUUAACACAGACACUAUCGAUCGCAGGAACAGGAUGUUGGCCGAUGAAGAAAGUCGCCGCAAGAUGGAGUAUCAGAGAGAACUGAUCAAACAAAUCGAGGAAAAACGCAAGGAGGUCGAACGGUUGCGUGAGAAGGAAAAGCUGGAAGAGGAAAUGCUGACCAGCCGGUUGGAGCAACAACUUAAGACGAUGCAACUGGAGGAGCAGCUCGAGCACGAGCGGGUGCGCAGCGAAAAGAUUCGCAUCGCCAACGAACAGAACCACAUCCGCCGGUUGCAGCUGUUGGCAAAUCUUGAGAACGACCACAAGCUGUUCAACCCAUACGACGGGCAACGGAAAGCUUUCUCCGAGAAUGGCGUCAAAGCGCCACCUGCGGCAGUAUCUCAGACGGCAGCGGUCCCAACGGGACCGUACUCGUCCGGUGAUGAACGCACGAAGGUGUACCGGUAUUUCAGCAAUUCGGCUCAGAACGAGAAACACGGCCACUUAGCGUCCUCGUCUGCGUUGUCUUCCGAGCAGGAUUAUGAAUCUUCCAGCGAAACGACGAUGAACUCGAUGACGGCGGAUCAUCAUCACCGGUACCAGUACUGCAAGAGUUGCCGGGCCGAUAUCGAUCGUUCGUUUCUUCCUCCGCCUCCGGCUGUGGUUCCCAGAGGGUCUGAUUAUGCUAAACAUCAGCGGCAGCAUUGUGCGAAGUGCGGCUGUAAGCGAUCGCUGGGAAAGGACGAUCGUCGUUGCGUGAAAUGUGAUCGCUCUAUCAAGCGAACAGGAGGCUCAAAAGCAGGCUCACUGUGUGCAGUGUGCGCCUUGGCUUCGGAUGCGGACAAGAACGCCAUCCAGCAGAAGUUACAGCAACAACGGCGAACGAUGUACGAUGCGCAAUUUCAAUCCACUCAGCAGGAAGAGGAAAACGUUCGGCGACAGCGUAAAACGGCCGUUUCGCCAACGAAUAACCCGUACAAAGUGAUCGAUAUUCAGUACCACGAGAGUGACAACGAUAAUGGCGACCUGGCCGUGCUGAAUCCGGUGAUCGUGCGUAACAACUACCGCAAGCCACCGUAUUCGCUCAACAUCGAGAAGGACUCGCUGUUCCAUCCGAGCAAGAAAACGCCCGAGCCGGUCCUGUCGGUAAACAUUCGCAACGGGGAAGUGUCUGUGGAUAAUAGAUUGCGCACGCAGGCCACCACCGGUGUUCCUUCUCGCCCGGCCAGCCCGUCCGAUGCCGAUGAGGGAAGACGAGAUGACGAGAGUUCGUCGGCGACCGUUGGAGACGAUCUGCUGGACGAGCGAAUCGCGAAGUACGUACGUCACUACAACACGCUUUGGAUGAAGCGUGGUAACAGUAGGAAGAACAAUACGCACAAUUCGCACCAACAACAGUACAAUUAUCACGAGGAUCACCAUGUGACGAAGGGUUCAAAAUUCGGCUCGUUACUGCCAUCGCUUUCGCCACCGAAAGUGUACGUAAGUGACCGACCGGAGAACCUGAAGAGUGACGCGCUCAAGCUGGUGGAGAAAAAAUGGGAGGUACCAGCCGUAGAGAGAACAAAAGUGAAUGAAAAAGGGUCAGCCCGUGUGCUCACACAGCUCGGCGCCAUCCGGAAACAGCUUCAAUUGGAACAGCUGCAGAUGGAUAAUGGUCCGUCGACGUACACGAAGAAUUACUAGCGACGUGGCUACCUGUAGUGCCUGUUGCGUCAUAUUAUGAAUUUUAUACUUGAAUUUCGUCCAUCUGCGUUAAGCCGAGCAGUUCCACUAAAGUUACCUACAAGCGGAACGGACAUUCCUGGGGAAUGCGAAAUCAAAGAAGAGACUAGCUAAAAGCUGAAGGAAUUAAGUUUGAAUUAUAUCCGUAGCAUUACAAUAAAGUUGACGUGCUGAAAAUUGCAC